UUUCAGGGAGCUAUCACAAAGAGAAUGACUGCAAUCGAGGAGAUGGCGGGCAUGGAUGUCCUUUGCAGUGACAAAACUGGGACUUUGACUCUCAAUAAGCUUACUGUGGACAAGAACCUUGUUGAGGUUUUCGAAAGAGGCAUCACUCAGGACCAAGUGAUUCUCAUGGCUGCUAGAGCGUCUCGAACAGAAAACCAAGAUGCUAUCGAUACUGCAAUUGUUGGGAUGCUAGCUGAUCCGAAAGAGGCACGUGCUGGUAUUCAAGAAGUUCAUUUUCUGCCAUUCAAUCCUACUGACAAGAGAACGGCGCUGACAUACAUUGACGCUGAUGGCAAAAUGCACCGUGUUAGUAAGGGUGCACCCGAGCAGAUUCUUCACCUCGCUCACAACACAUCGGAAAUAGAGCGGAGGGUCCAUGCUGUGAUUGACAAAUUUGCAGAGCGUGGACUUCGAUCGCUGGCUGUAGCGUAUCAGGAAGUACCAGAUGGGAGGAAAGAAAGCCCUGGUGGCCCAUGGCACUUUGCUGGUCUGAUGCCACUUUUUGAUCCUCCUAGACAUGACAGUGCUGAAACAAUCCGGAGGGCACUUAACCUUGGUGUUAAUGUCAAGAUGAUCACAGGUGAUCAGCUCGCCAUUGGAAAGUCAACAGGGCGUCGCCUGGGAAUGGGUACAAACAUGUAUCCUUCAUCUGCUCUGUUGGGGCAGAAAAAUUCAGACGAGUCCAUUUCUGCUUUACCAGUUGAUGAUCUCAUUGAGAAAGCUGAUGGUUUUGCUGGUGUCUUCCCUGAGCACAAGUAUGAGAUUGUGAAACGCCUGCAAGCACGAAAGCACAUCUGUGGAAUGACGGGUGAUGGAGUAAAUGAUGCUCCAGCUCUAAAGAAAGCAGAUAUUGGUAUUGCUGUUGCUGAUGCCACUGAUGCAGCCAGGAGUGCUUCAGAUAUUGUCCUCACAGAACCAGGCCUCAGCGUGAUCAUCAGUGCUGUGCUUACCAGUCAUGCAAUUUUCCAGCGUAUGAAGAACUACACUAUCUAUGCUGUCUCCAUCACAAUUCGUAUUGUGGUAAGUUUUUCUUGUAUUUCACCUCUGAAUUAUACUUCCAGAGCAAUACAUGUUUCGGUCACAUGAUUUGCAAUGCUGGUUUUAAAUGGUGUCAAGUU
Triticum dicoccoides is the source of this 1157-nucleotide messenger RNA. Its product is annotated as plasma membrane ATPase 2-like. Gene Ontology annotation, molecular function: ATP hydrolysis activity; ATP binding; transporter activity. The annotation marks the transcript as partial. Gene Ontology annotation, cellular component: membrane. The transcript has 8 exons. NCBI's taxonomy places the organism in Eukaryota, Viridiplantae, Streptophyta, Magnoliopsida, Poales, Poaceae. The record is from RefSeq and is a predicted model, not a curated record.